GCCGGGCGGUUCCAGUGCCAUGAUGUAGAGUGCGCUAGUGUCGCGUGUGUGUGACCUUUGGAUAUAUGUGGCCAGGAAACUAGUGACUCACGGUGUAGCCUGUGAUGCCAUGUAUCUAGGCAGUGUUUCGGCUGUGCCGGACAAGACCGAGGACUCUAGCAUGACUCAUUGUCCAGUCUCAAGGACAAUAUCGUUCCUAGGAGUCGCUAUCCUCGUCCAUCUCAUUGUCAUCACCUCAUUGGCUGAUAGAGGGCCCUCAGAAGAAAGCCAGGAUGAGCUGCCUCGAAGCAAGCGGAGUGUGGAGUCCAAGCACCAUCGGAACGUGGAAAACACAGUAGGGCAAGAGAGUGCUACCCGCAGUGCAGUGUUCGCUACAGAGAACUCUACUGUUGUGACCGCUCAGAUGGCAAGCACAGCAACGCUGCCCUGCACCGUCAGAAAGUUUGGCACGGGCGUUGUGUCCUGGAUUAGACGGAAGGACUUCCAGCUGUUGACUGUAGGACUAGCCACAUACAGCAGUGAUGAUAGGUUUAUGGUAGAACAUGCCAGGCAUCUCCAGAACUGGGGUCUCCAAAUACACAAGGUGCAGAAAUCCGAUGCUGGAAUGUACGAAUGUCAGGUUUCUACCCAUCCUCCAACAAGUAUAUUCGUUGAGCUGAAAGUCAUAGAGGCAAUCGCAGACAUUCUCGGCUCGCCAGAUCUCCACAUCAAGAGCGGGAGUCAGCUGCGGCUGGUUUGUACUCUAAGACACAGCACAGAGGCCCCCGUCUAUGUGUUCUGGUACCACGGGGACAGGAUGAUCAACUACGACAAGGAGAGAGGGGUCAGCGUGAGGAGCGAUCGCAAGAGUAGUGUGUUGGCGAUCAGCACAGCUGACAAGACUGACAGUGGCAACUACACGUGUGUACCCUCCAAUGCUAAACCUGCCACCAUCAACGUGCACGUGCUCAACGGCACGGUGGACGGUGAGAAGCCAGCUGCGAUGCAGCACGGCGGUAGAAACUACGCGUCACAGCUGACUACAACCACGUUACUACUGAUGACGUCAGCAGCCUCUCUCAUCAGAUGAUCUUGCUGAACAAGACAGUAAAAGGAUUGGUGCUAGUUGUACAACGUAGAGCCAACGGUGUCCAGCUGGAGAAUGUAACCAAAGUUUGAAAAAGUGUGUAACAUUCUCCACUGGCACGCCUGGAACUUUAUGGACAAGUCUUUUCAUAUCCUACAUGUUUUCUCGUCUGUUUUACUAAUGCAGACUAUUAGGUUGUUAAGGCAACAAUGUGAUAAAGUAUACUGAAGGUGUGAGGCGAGCCGAUAUUUUUCUCGAUUGUAUAUAGUGUUGUUGAAUUGUUGAUGGGUUCCGCAAUAAUGCGUUAAUGUUGCUGUGGUUUACUAAGAAUUGAUAGUGAAGUAAUGUAUUACUUUUUUGGUUUUAUUUGUUAGUUUAUAAAAACGUAUAAUUGACCCUAAGUGUUGGUUUUUUGUAAAACGUGAGAUGAAUAAAAGUUUCAAAAGUUUUUGGA
Macrosteles quadrilineatus (aster leafhopper) is the source of this 1520-nucleotide messenger RNA. RefSeq names its product junctional adhesion molecule B-like. Bases 110 to 1069 code for a protein of 319 amino acids. Lineage: Eukaryota; Metazoa; Arthropoda; Insecta; Hemiptera; Cicadellidae. The transcript has 7 exons. The record is from RefSeq and is a predicted model, not a curated record. Gene Ontology annotation, biological process: synapse organization. Gene Ontology annotation, cellular component: neuron projection membrane.